Messenger RNA from Vespa crabro (European hornet), 1585 nucleotides. RefSeq names its product homeobox protein ARX-like. The record is from RefSeq and is a predicted model, not a curated record. Gene Ontology annotation, molecular function: RNA polymerase II transcription regulatory region sequence-specific DNA binding; DNA-binding transcription factor activity, RNA polymerase II-specific. The transcript has 3 exons. Bases 460 to 1206 code for a protein of 248 amino acids. NCBI's taxonomy places the organism in Eukaryota, Metazoa, Arthropoda, Insecta, Hymenoptera, Vespidae. Gene Ontology annotation, biological process: regulation of transcription by RNA polymerase II.
UAUGAAGAAGCGUCAUUAUUUCGACUGCGAUAAAUUAUAAAGUCUUGUAAGUAAAGCCCAACGAACGAUACAGAAAUCAGAUAUACUUUUUUGUACUGUACACCCGUACUAUUGAUUCGUGGUGUACAAGCAAUACAUUUUUGGGGCUUCACUACCCCUCUUGAGGGAGUUCACGUUAAAUAUACUCCGCGUCCCCUACUCUUUCUCUCUCUCUCUUUCUCUUUCUACUACGUACAGGUGUAAGAAAAAAAGGAGGAAAAGAGAGGAAAGAAACGGCAGAGUUGCAGAGCUGCUUGCCUAUCCAAACGAAGUUCUCAACCACGUAGUGAUUCGAUUACCAUUUGCGAAUCUUCUGCCAGGCUGUUACUCGGUUAGCCUUUCAAAAAAAUAAAGAAUCAAAUAAAAGAAAAGUGUAAACUUAAAGAAGAGCAAAUAAAGUGAAUAUUAUUUUUAUAAAUAAUGGAUUUAAAAGAAGAAGAUGAGAGCGGUAACGAGGGUAGUAGACAAUUAUUUUUGGUUGGUGCACCGCGUGACCCUUUGGUAUCUACCGGUGCGAUCGUCGCCUCCGGAGGAGCUAACGACGAGAUCAAUUCUGGAGGAGAUCUACAGUCAACUGCUCUGGCCGGUCUGAUGAGCACACAAUCUUCCUCGGUUUGCUUUCCUACAAAAUUCACGUACGAUUUUUCGCCAAGUCCUGGAAACGAAGACAGACAAUCGUCCGGAGGAACUGGCAAAAGAAAGCAGCGAAGAUACCGGACGACUUUUACAAAUUUUCAAUUAGAAGAAUUGGAAAGAGCGUUUCAAAAAACACAUUAUCCUGAUGUUUUCUUCAGAGAGGAACUUGCCCUGAGGAUAAAAUUAACUGAAGCUAGAGUUCAGGUAUGGUUUCAAAAUAGACGAGCCAAAUGGCGAAAACAGGAGAAGCAGUGUAAAGUUGCAACUCACCUAACACCUUAUCUUCCCACAUCGGAAUGUCAAGAAGUGCAACAGCAACAGCAAUCCGAUCAUUUAUUACUUGAACCACCAUUAGGCAGCCCACCACCUAUUUACCUUGGAAUGGAAUGGGCUGGUUUUUCACCAUAUAGCAACACAGCCACAGCUUCUCCUCUUGUAGUUAAUGGUAUGAAUAAGCCACCAGAACAAGAAACAGAUGACAAUCCAUUACUAGAUCCUGAACUUUUACAAUUGAAAACAUCGCGUUCUUAAUAAUACAAAGUCCCCUCAAAAAAUAAAAUCUUGUAGUUUCCUAAUUUCGAAACGUCAAUCUACAUAACGUUUCUUGAUUGAAAGAAUUAAAAUUAUCUUAUAUGAAUAAGUGCGGCAAUACAAUUAGUUGAAGAAAAAUGUAUUGUAUUUUGUGCAAUAUAUUAAUAAGAUGGAAUUAAGUGGACCAAAAAAGGUACCUUGAGGAUGUGUCUCAAAAGUAACUAGAGACUGACAAGAGAUAUCCAGAUAAUAGAUAAAGAAGCAAUGUAUUUUGAGUAUUGUUAUAUAGAUUUUGUAAGAAAAGGCUUAUAUGUAAAACUUUUUUCUCUUAAUAAGCCUUGGUAUGAUCAAAAUGCAAUAAAGGAUGUAUGAUAAUAGC